UUCCUAAGAGACUAGUUUUCACUUUCUGAAUUAAGAUCACUCUCAUGUUCUCAGCAGAAUUCAUGUCAGUGCUGACAGAUAUAAUUUGAUUUUUUGUUCAUCCAGCUUAAGCCAAUGAGCUCCUGAUUGAAGUGGUUUAUGGACCUAAGUCUAGCCAAUGGUUGAUGGACUGAAUUUUAUCUUAAUCCUCUUGAUUUUCUGAACAGAUGACUCAGAACAGUUGUUGGCGAGCAGAGGGAUUGUGUGACUGAAAAGUGGUAUAAAGAAAGUAAAGACGUGAGCACUCAGCAUGCAUUGGGUCAGAUAUAGUAUAAUCAGCAGCAAGGGGGAGUUAUGGAAAACUUUGGCUCUUUUUGGAUGGCAGAUGGUCAUGCGUUAACUGAAAAGGUAAUGCCAAUUUGAACACUUUCUUAUAGAAAAUAUUUUGAUUUUUUUUUAAUGUAAUAAAUCCUAGAUGAUCUACUGACACUGGAGUGAAAAGCAAAUUUAUAUAAUGUGUAAUUUUAAAAAAUUAGUCAACAGGACAGAAUUAUUCUUCUGCUUUGCUAUGCUGAAAGCCCCUUGUCUUUGUGCAUUUUUUCUGAGUAGCACAGGGUUUUUGGAAACUUCAAGUCACUUUUCUUUAACUGUUUAGCAGGUAAUGUGUAAAGAAAAAAGUCCAUUCCAUGGCAGUUGGAGUCUCUUUAUAUGGCCAUUUCACAGGAGAAUGAACACGGCUGGUUCUUGUUACAAGUAGGUAGUUGACACAUUAAGUGGAGCAAAGUUGAUGGAAUGUUGAGUCUGUUUCAAAAUGAAGCAGAGAGAACAAACGUGAUUUUGCGUGAGGCCUCUUGGUACAGCCUCAGGUUUCAGGCGAGGGUGUCUCGGAUUUUGCAUCCUUGGCAGCGGCUGCACAUAAAGUUCGAGACCCAGCCCAGUGAUUUCUGUUACAUUUGGUUUUCCUUCACUCCAGGCCUUGGCUCACGGAUCUGUUAUACAUUCUACUCUACUAAUCCAGAAUUUCUACUGACUUCAAAGAUUUGAACAGGUUGUCAGAUUUGAUUUUCUUAGGAUCUCUGCCAUUAUUUUACAGAAGAUUCACUGAGAUAUGGCUAUAAAUCACAGAGCAGAUUGAGAGCACUGAGUCAGUCAAGUCUGAAAUCAUAAUCAACAAAGGAAAUUCUUUGGCAGAUGGAGUAUGUGCCUGGAGAUUCCUGCACUUCCUUUCCACUCGCCGUUUAAGAUUCUGUCCUCUUCUUUAUUCUCCUUUGGAAGGGUAGAAUUACGCUCCUCCUUCAAGGGGCUGACCUUGAUGGCAGCUUCACCAAUAGCCUGUUUGCUUUGUUCCCAUUAAACCUGUUGUCCAGCCUAUCGCUUUCCCGUGCUGGUCAUGCCUGUCUCCUGAGCAACACAGGAAUCUUAACACAUGUGGAACUUCAACAGUCAGACUCAGUCCCACGCACACCGUAGCUCAUGGAGGAGGAAAGUAGACAGGGCUAGCAAGGGAGAACAGUCAGGAGGCUAAAGUCAUGUUCUUAAGAAGUGGGAGUGUUCAGAGAAACUCAGAGAACACUCUCUUCACACUUGAGCCGCCUCCAGAACAGCUGGAACUGGGCUGAACAAGAAAAGCAGAGAAACAGAAACAGAAAAAACAAGAAGGGAAAAGCUACUUAUGAAAGAGACUUAAAACAGAAAUUGGACCGACAUGGCUGUUUAGAUGUGAAUAUGUGGCAUGCUUGUUAACUGACUUUCAGAUGGAGGUCAGCAUAAAAUGGGCUUCAUACGUCAAUGGGGAGAAUGAGGGUCUAUAACGCUCACCUGACUCUCUGUGUGGGCCAUGGAGGACGUGGUUGUGCCUGAGGAGGGCAAUGCUAUGGCUGCUGACUCCCACCCGGUGGACAGAUCAGACCAGGAAUCUGAAUUCCAGCCUCCAUUGAGUCCCACCCAUGUGCUCAGAUCUGUCAUUUCCUCUUCUCUAAGCUCCCACGCCCAGCUACCCCAACAUGCCUCUGCAGUUUCAGCCCUGCAGUCCAAGAUGAAGGCUCGCUCAGAGCGCAAAGCAAUCUGGAAACAGCCUUCUAAAAUGAAAGAAGACAGGAGAACGGUACCUGGGUUCUACAUGUCAGCAUGCUCUCACACAGGUGCCUGGGGAUUCAGCAGCAGUGAUGAAGACAUGGAAGCUCGUGCUGAGGAUUUAGCCAUCCACACUGUUGAAGAUAAAAGCAUCAUCACUUCCAUGGGACAUGGAGAAGCAGUAUUUCUGGAGAACAUCACAGACAACAUCUGCAAUGCCAAACAAGAUUUUUCCUUGUGCCGCAACAAACCAUGGACUCCUCCCAAGGGCUUUUGGAGGAUCGCCAGGCAAGAGCCUUUGCUAUCAAAUGGAGGUGAUGUUUCAGAAAGAGAGGAAUCUAAAAGUGGGCUCAUGCCCAGGCACACAGCUCUGAGGACAGAUCCCAGUGUUCAGGAAGAGAUUAAAAGGUCAGACAGUGCAGAGAGCCAUCUUCAGAGCUGCAGGCCGAGUGACUCAGUAGCAAAAGGAAGCGAUCUGUGGCGUGCUGAGAGUCUAGAAAGCAUCUGCAGCAGUGGAAGCUCUCUCUCCCUAGCAGAGAAAGUGGAGAUAAACCGAACCAUCCUCAGACAGAUGCUUCAGAAAGCCCAAAGGAAGAGCGGUGAGGGGCAACAGGCUACAAUUACUGAUCAGAAGAUGGAGAAUACACAUAGCAGAGGUGGGCUGAAUGACAGUGACUGGGAUUCUGGGAUUUCUCUUCAUGACAGUGAACAAACUCAGAGGCCCUUUGUCUCAGGCGCUGAGUUGCCGCUCAGUCCUCGCCAUGAACAGGCCAAACAACUGCUAGAGCGUGCUCGCAUGAAGGCCCGCUCAAACCCGCUCAAAGCUGACCACACCAUCCUACCCGUCCAGAGGGACAAGCCGGAGCUGCUUUCCUGGGUCGGAGCACCUGUGCAGCAGGCUCCUCUUGUGGGUACGGAACGGGUGGUGGUUGGCUCCGGAAAUCUCAGUGAUUCCUCCAGCAGUGACUCGACUGGAGGCUCUCGUCGCCGUCGAACGCAUGGGCAGUCUCCAACGCGUGUGCGUUUUCAAGAUGAGACAGAGAAAGACGCUGAAGUGCGGUACUUGGAGCGGCAGUGCAAACGAGUUGGAGAGAGGGCACAGGGACUGCUGGGAGCCAAACCCAGUUUGGCAACGUACAUCAACAGCCAGAGACCCGAGGACAAAUACAAAAGCAGGAGGAGUCAGGAGGACUUACCCGACAUUAAUAGUCAUUAUGAACCCGCUACCAUGGGUCAACAGUGCAACUCUUGUGGAACAAUAUUGGAUGGAGAUUUUUCAGACCCCCGCUUCUUUCAAAAGCAACCAUCACCUGCUAACGGAGAAUCUGAGGGAAGGACUGUGCCAUGCUGGGUUGCACCCACACUGCCUAACCGCCUGGUGCGAAUAGAGCAGAUUAAAGAGACUUACAUAGGUGCCAUGAGCCCUGUCAUUGUUGAGAGCGAUGGCACACACUGUAGAGCCACAGGCAGUGUGGGUAGUGGUAGAGGGACUCUACAGAAGCAGAAAAGAAAAAGUCGUAAGAGGGAUGGCAGUCCCGAGAUAAGGGCCACUGCUGCCAAUGGGCUCAGAACACCAGGAUCACCAAGCAUUUCCAGGAACACACCCAUGUCUAAUGGAGCUAUAGCUCUACCCCCAAACCCAUAUGCCCUAGAUUCUCUAGAGAUAAAGGUGGAGGGAACAUGUAAGUCUCUUUCUAACUUUAAAGCCUGUGUGCCUUCAGUGGCCUCCAGAGGAGAAGUGCCUGGAGCUCAAUCAGUUCCUGGGCUCCCUCAGCCUGUUUCGCCGCCUCUUCAGCCCAAAAAAUCUGCUCUGAAUUUGGACAGUCCCAGUGGCCAGCGAGUCAUGCCUUCUCAACACCAUCAUCUCAUGCACAUAGACAUUGUACAAGAGGGUGGGGAGCAAUCAAAUUUGGAGGGUAUUCCUCAAGGAAACCCUGAUCCUCAACAAACCACUUUGAUAUCUAAAAACUCCAUCAUGAAGGAACUAGCAGGUAGCAACAGUCAUGGCCAGAGAACCAUAAUACCAGGGCAACAUGGUUCCCAACAAGCAGGUUUGGCACAGGACCAAAUCAGAGUGGCGGUAGCAGCUAGCCCUGCCAAAACAUCUGUGAAUAAUGGACAUGUUCAAGGACCUAUCAGGGCCGAGGAGCAAAGGGAGGACAGCUCAAGCCCUUCACCUAUGACCUCUGACCUCCGGCUGAUCGAUCGAAACAUGACCCCAGAAGCUGAGCAAAGGGAGGGUAAAGCUCAGCAGGCCCUGCGCCGCUUCUUUUCGGCCAUGGGUCUGAAUGCAGGAAGACGGAUUAGUAAGAGUCACUCCAGCAGCAUGGAGCAGCUCGGCCCGCCACUCAAACCCAGAACAAACUCCUCAGAAACCCCCAGCCACCCACACACACUAAAGAAGGCACCCUCGCUCCAGAACCUCCGUCUGGCGUCUCCCUUCUCUCAGCUGAAGAAAUCCUCCUCAGUGCAGAAUCUCCAGUCUCCCAAGAGGAAGCCGGAGCGCUCUACUGUAUAUACACCAGGGGAACGGCCCUGUAGCCCCGCCCUCUCCAGGGGUCUCCAGCGUGCACUGAGCGUAGAGGACGUGGGCAGCCCCAGUGCUAUGCGCUCAGUGGGUAGAGUCGCUCAGGCGUUUCCUGAUGGGACAUUUCUGUUAGAGCUGAACCGGCCUCCAGACAGGCCCUUCGGCUUCCUCAUCUCCCGUGGGAAAGGCAGACCAGACUCAGGUGUGUAUGUGGAGGACAUGGGGGACAGCAGUACUCAGAAGCUGUAUGCUGGACUGCUGGGAGUGGGUGACGAGAUCCUGGAGGUGAAUGGGGAGAAGGUAGCAGGGCUGAGUUUGGACUUGGUCACCCAACUGAUGGUCCAGAAUGGUACAGCAUCCAUCCGUGUGCUGCGACACCGACCACCUCACCGCUAACACCACAGAGAAAGUUACAUGGUGUGGGUACUGAUCUGCUGGGCUUGAUCGUAAACACCUAUGUUCUGACUCUGUUCAUUUACCAUUAGACGGAGCUUUACUGCUGACAUCAUGCUUGAAUGAAUUCUGUGGCUAGGCUGUGGCUUGUGUUAUUAGAAAUGACAUAGGAAGGGGUUUUUUCAGCAGUACUAAAACACAGAUAAAGCCAUGUUCCUCUUUUCUGAGUGCAUUUUGAGGAAGUGCACAAAACAUCUGCCUCCAAUAUUACUGUAUACGUCUCUGGGACUGUAAUUUUUUCUCAGUAGAUUUCAUGUCUUUCCAACACAGAUUUGGACUUUUGGGGGAUCUUUAACAUAUUUCAGGAGUUCCCGAUCAUAUCCUCAAGGACAAACCAUUUUUCCAAAAUACACAAAGUCAGAUCUGUAUACCGGUCUCAAUAUUUAUGACAUGGCUGCACCAAUUCAAAUCUACUGUUACACCAAGGGGUUAUAUGUGGAGUAGAUAAACAUAAAUAGCAAGCUAGCUUGGAAGUUAGUUCCUAUCACACUACAAAAAUGAAGUAUUACCUUAAAGAUAAGAAAACAGUUGGGAACCAGGAAUUUUAAAUUGACUAUUUACACAAGAGAAUUCUUAUUUCGGCCAUGCAAUUUAAAUCACAAAUGCCUGACUAGAUGUAAAGAACAUCUUAAGGUAUAAUUGCUUAAUCAGAUUCCUCACUGUCUGUUAUUCAGUAAAACAGUAAGGCAAACAUGAUCUUAUUCUAGAUACACAAUGCUGUACUGAAAUGUUUCAUGAAGCCUCAAACGUAAAAUCAAACCUCAUGAGUCUUGUGCAGUGAGAUACAACAGGGUGAUGGGUUGUUUUCCCUUAGUUGAAACUGUUUGCCGUAAAAUACUAUGUUUAGUAUCCCUCUUUAUGCUCAUAGCCUCAUACUCUGGGGCUGAAAGAUCAUGUUCUUAAAUUCUCAGUCUAUAUCCUUUCAUAACACAGGAUUUCGCUGAUGAUAGUAGCAUGCUUCUUUCCCUCGAACCAAAAAAUCAGGAAUUGGUAAAACAGUGAAGGCCAGAAUGAACUCACCAUAAAUUAGGGGUUGCAUAGACUAGUCAUCUAAUACAUUCACUUUGAUCAAACAUUCUCUGCUGUAGGUGGUAGAAAAAACUACUUUGGGCGAUGUUGGACAAAAACAGUGAGGUAGACAGUAAUGAAAGCAGUUAAAUGUAGUCUGAAAAUAUUUCAGAGUCAGUGAAGCCAAUUCAGUCAACUGCACAAGACUACUCUGGGAAGUCUUUUUUUUUUAAUUUUCUUUUGCUUUAAAGGGCCAUACACACUUCGAUUUCAGUUUGCAUGAAGUGGAGGUGUGUGCGCUUGACUGUUUUCCCAGUCCGCCUGUUCCCGAAGGAAAUCCUCCCACAGCUAUUUUUGUUGUAGUUUAAAGCUAAAUAACAUUUAAAUAAAAUCCUUGCACUCCAGAAGAGUGAAUUCCUGUUACCAAUGCUGUGUGAAAAAGUGCUUUUGAAGCCGCGGGUUGCACAUCACUAUCCAAUCUCACUUAGCACAUUUAGAAUCAGAUCAGCAGCACAUGCCAGUUCAAAGAGACCGAUCCAGACUCACUUUUAGAGGCCAGAGUUUAACAUGGCAGAGAAGCCUCCCAGACACUGCUGUAGAUUUAUUUACUUAUAUCCUAGAAAGGUUUUUGCUUUAAAUAUGGAAAAGUCUACUACUUUUAUAAUUACUGGCAGACUAGUAAAUAUUAGUCGUCAUGCAGCCCGGGCCAUAAAUACACACUAGGUACACAAGUCCUGUACCAAAAUACAAAGGUUCCCAUUGUUCCCUUAGAACAACUUAUGAGUGCACAUUUGCAGAGUUUCUCAUUUUUCAUGUUGCUAACAUACACAGUACUCAAAAUGCAUACACAAUGCAAAAUGAAAUACCAAAAAAGUAUUAUAUCACUUUCUUUAACUUCAGAACCAGAGCACAAAUGUUCUGAAUGCAAUAUGAAAACAGGUAGCUGAAACAGGGCUGCAAUACUAACUCCAGACUGCAUAGUAAAUUAUUUAGAUGCUUCUUUCUGUAUAGUUGCAGCAGUAUUAUGACACACGCACCAUGAAUUAAUGGCUGACUUUCACUGUGUUUUCUUUUGUGUAUUUAUAUUUACUGUCUUAUGAAAUAAAAUAAAUCACUGAA
Molecule: messenger RNA, 7159 nt
Organism: Pangasianodon hypophthalmus (striped catfish)
Lineage: Eukaryota; Metazoa; Chordata; Actinopteri; Siluriformes; Pangasiidae
Exons: 10
Coding region: 1817-4975 (1052 amino acids)
Biological process (GO): establishment or maintenance of cell polarity; centrosome cycle; regulation of cellular localization
Cellular component (GO): apical plasma membrane; cell cortex; nucleus
Molecular function (GO): protein kinase C binding
Source: RefSeq, a predicted model, not a curated record